AUGGCGAUUCAGCUCAACAUCGGCGCUCUCAACAUACAAAUCACCGCAGAGCCUCUUACUCACGAGGCCUUCUCAUCCUUUGGAGAUGUCGUCUCCAACCCACGGCCCGAUGUCCACCCCUCCUCAUUCGACGCUCAUGCCCAAUCCUUACCGCCCAACGCCUUCUCGGCCAACCAAGGCUCCGCAAUCCAGUAUCGAAAUGUAAGUCGCCUCAAGAAUCUUUACGAUCAGGCCCCCAGCGGCAAAGGCGAGCCCAUCAUGAGCAUAUUCGUCUGCGCAGCAAGGGGCGGCGCCGGGAGCUCUUCUCUGGAGGCAAAUACAUUCACGGUGCGCCAUCUCGAACGACAUCCAUUCACGGCGCAAACAUUCACGCCUAUCAAAUCUACCGCUUCAUCGUACCUGGUGAUUGUCGCUCCGAGCCUCCCGCCUGGCUCUGACGAUAAAGAUUUGCCUGUACCGAGCGGCGAUGGGCUACCCGGGAGGGGCUUCCCGGAUCUCAAGCGCCUGCGUGCGUUUGUCGCUACAAACAGCCAGGCUGUUACUUACGGUGCAGGGACAUGGCAUUCUCCGAUGGUGGUAUUGGGGCAGACGGGGACACGGUUGGAUUUUGUGGUAUCGCAAUUUGCCAGUGGUGUUGCGAUUGAAGACUGUCAGCUGCUCGAGUUUAUCUCAGACGGCAAAGACGAGCCUAGCAUUCGGGUUAAGAUACCCCAUAGAGAUUGCAUACUGUAUUCCACCGAUGCUAAAAAUAAGCUCGAAGACUUGUCUGGGAUUGUCUUGAAACCGGGCGAGAACCCAUACGAGGCCUUCAUCCGAGCCUGCGAUAACAAGCCUCAAGAACUUCAAGCGUUGUACAAUGCUCAUCGCACCAAGCGCAACGCUCUCCAGAAGGAAAAGUUCCUGUCUCCAGAGUACAAGGAGCUCGUAAUUGACCAAUGCCUCCUUCGCCUUGAAAACCCGGAAAUAGAGCCUGGCUUCGUCGAUGAGCGCAACUGCUUGACGGUGUGGGCUCGCCCUCCAAGCCACAUUAUCGAGCUGGCCGCAAAGAUUCAAGCUCGUCUCCAACAGGCUUCGCCAAAAAUCUGGCUCAUGCCCCCUCACAGGAUGCAUAUGACGACUCUUGAGGUCGCCUUCUCAAAAACCCCCCCGGAGAUUGGCUCGCUCGUCUCUGCUUUACGUCCUGCCAUUCCCUCUAUUGCUUCAUAUACCCACACCCACCGGUCUCGUCUUGUCAAGCCCAUGGUAUCAUAUGACCUCUCUGCUUUUGCUCUCUCGUUUCUCCCAUCUUCUGGUGAGCCUACUGUUUCACCGCCCCCAGUUGCCCCUGAUGUUUCUGCUGGUGCUGUGAUCCAGGGAGACGACUACACAUAUCACCACCUCCGACGAGACAUCUUUGACAAGGUCAAGGAUGCGGGCAUCGAGGUUGGAUCCCGAUACCAGGUUCCCAGCGCUCAUAUUACUCUGGGCAGGUACUUGACAGAUGAAGAGCAUGAUACUCCUGAAAAGAGAGAGAAGUGGGUCAAGGCCAUCGAUGACAUCAAUAGCUGGCUAGAGAACGAGAUUUGGGAUCAGAAAGAUGCUCAGUUUAUUGGUGAGUGGAUCGUUGGGCAAGAAAGAGGACUUGAUAUUCGUAAUGGCGCUGUGUGGUAUGGGCAAGGCCGCAGUGUUUUGCUGGGCGAGGGCUUUUAG
Messenger RNA from Trichoderma asperellum CBS 433.97, 1689 nucleotides. RefSeq lists its product as uncharacterized. Lineage: Eukaryota; Fungi; Ascomycota; Sordariomycetes; Hypocreales; Hypocreaceae. The record is from RefSeq and is a predicted model, not a curated record.